AUGCUUCUGGAUGGCGUUAAAGAGUAUAACUCGAGGAAGAGGAAAAAAUCCUGCAAAGAAAGUUGCCAAGAGGAAGGAAAACAACGGAGACAUGUCUUUUGCAGAUAUAAAGCAAAGACUGUUAAGAGAUUAACCGCUGCCCCUUUCUUCGAAGACCACAAGGAGAUCCCACUAAUCAUAUAUGAUGACGGUUUGAAGAACAAGGAUUGCACAGCGUUCAAAGGCCAACAAACGGAUGUAACAGAAAAAUUGUAUCACUCACUGUUAGAAAGAGAAAGACGUUUACUUGCAGCUGUUGUUAGACAUUAA
This is a messenger RNA of Mycotypha africana, 309 nucleotides long. RefSeq lists its product as uncharacterized. NCBI's taxonomy places the organism in Eukaryota, Fungi, Mucoromycota, Mucoromycetes, Mucorales, Mycotyphaceae. The transcript is spliced from 2 exons. Bases 1 to 309 code for a protein of 102 amino acids. The record is from RefSeq and is a predicted model, not a curated record.